Molecule: messenger RNA, 1533 nt
Organism: Zootoca vivipara (common lizard)
Lineage: Eukaryota; Metazoa; Chordata; Lepidosauria; Squamata; Lacertidae
Gene: CYP17A1
Product: cytochrome P450 family 17 subfamily A member 1
Biological process (GO): hormone biosynthetic process; progesterone metabolic process
Molecular function (GO): iron ion binding; heme binding; steroid 17-alpha-monooxygenase activity
Source: RefSeq, a predicted model, not a curated record
AUGACUGUUCUACUGUCUGCCUUACUCUUGGUGCUGGCUCUCCUAUCCUUCUGGAGGAUGGCAAAAGGGAAACCGGGGCCCAAGGCAAACUACCCCAGAUGCAUGCCAUCCCUGCCAGUCAUCGGAAGCCUUUUUCAUUUUAUUGGACAUACCCAGUACCAUCUCUUUUUCCACAGAUUGCAGCAGAAGUACGGCAGCCUCUACUCCUUGUACAUGGGCUCCAGUUAUGUAGUAGUGGUCCACGACUAUACCCAUGCCAAAGAGGUGCUGCUUAAGAAAGGGAAGAUCUUUGGUGGCAGACCUCAAAAGGUGACAACAGACUUGCUGACUCGAAACGGGAAAGACAUUGCCUUUGCCAAUUACAGCCCAGUCUGGAAAGUUCAGCGCAAGCUGGCACAUUCUGCACUUUCCAUGUUUGGAAAGGGUUCUCUGGCCCUGGAGAAAAUCAUCUGUCAAGAAGCAGCUACUUUGUGUGAACUUCUGAGUGCUAAACAGGAUUUGCCCCUGGACAUGGCACCUGAACUGGCACGUGCCGUUACUAAUGUGGUGUGCACCAUCUGCUUUAACUCCUCCUACCAGCGUGGAGACCCCGAGUUUGAGUCCAUGCUCCAAUAUAGCCAAGGCAUUGUGGAUACUGUAGCCAAGGAGAGCAUGUUGGAUAUCUUCCCAUGGCUUCAGUUCUUUCCCAAUAAAGACUUGGCACUCCUGAGGAAGUGUGUGGAAGCAAGAGAUCAGCUCCUACAGCAGAAGUUUGCAAAACAUAAAGAAAUGUUCAGCAAUGAGGAUUCCGCCAAUUGUUUAAUAAGCGUACUCCUGAGAGCCAAACUCAACAUGGAAAACAACAAUAGUCAUCUGUUGCCUGGGCAGGAGCUGACAGACGACCACCUGCUCAUGACAGUGGCUGACAUCUUUGGAGCUGGUGUGGAGACGACCACAACUGUGUUGAAGUGGAUUGUGCUCUACCUCCUGCACUACCCAGAGGUGCAGCAAAAGAUCCAAGAGGAACUGGAUCAGAAACUUGGCUUUAACAGAUAUCCUCAGCUUGAUGACCGGCAACACUUGCCUUAUUUGGACGCUACCAUUAGUGAAACUCUGCGCAUCCGGCCUGUAGCUCCACUCCUUAUCCCACACGAGGCACUGGCAGAUACAAGCAUUGGGAAAUACGACAUUCCAAAGGGAGCUCACGUUAUGAUUAACCUGUGGUCCAUUCACCAUGAUGAGAAAGAGUGGGACAAGCCAGAGGAAUUUAAUCCAGGACGUUUCCUGGAUAAGGAUGGGAAGAGAAUCGCCUCUCCCUCACCCAGUUAUCUUCCCUUUGGAGCUGGUAUCCGGGUUUGUUUGGGAGAAGUCCUGGCCAAGAUGGAGCUGUUCCUCUUUAUAGCUUGGACCUUGCAGAGAUUCACACUCAGCGUCCCUCAAGGCCACACACUGCCUGAACCAGAGGGGAAAUUUGGAGUUGUGCUUCAAGUACCAAAGUUCAAAGUGAAGGCCACACUGCGGGAAGCUUGGAAGGCCAAAGUAAGAGAUGAGUGA